Colossoma macropomum (tambaqui) is the source of this 6522-nucleotide messenger RNA. It is a transcript of the gene rbm10, whose product is annotated as RNA binding motif protein 10. Gene Ontology annotation, cellular component: nucleus. The record is from RefSeq and is a predicted model, not a curated record. Bases 166 to 2880 code for a protein of 904 amino acids. Gene Ontology annotation, biological process: mRNA splicing, via spliceosome. Gene Ontology annotation, molecular function: RNA binding. NCBI's taxonomy places the organism in Eukaryota, Metazoa, Chordata, Actinopteri, Characiformes, Serrasalmidae. The transcript has 22 exons.
UCUGUUGGAGGGAUCUGGCAACCCAGCAGAGGUCCACCGUGUAUUUGCAUCGGUGCAGCGAAGCUAACGCAAAAAAGCGUUUUAAAUAAUCUGUCAGCAGUUGCACAUGUCUGCUUUAAUAAAGGCUGACUGAGAAGGGGGCGUUACCCAGAGCAGUUUCUGAACAUGGAUUAUGAGAGGAGGGGCGGCCGCGGGGACCGAAUGGGUCGCUAUGGCAAAGAUGCAGAGGACCAUGAUUACAGGGACAUGGACUAUCGCGGCUACAGACAGGACAGAAUGGACGGAGCCUUCGGGCAUGAUAAUGGCCUGAGCGGUGACCGGCAGCACGGACGUGAUGACUGUGUGGGAGGGAUGCGAGAUUUCCCAGCAGGUCACUUUCCUGAGAACCGGGGAGGAUUCAGACAGAGGGGAACCCGUGGAGGUGAUGGCAACCGGCGAGGGAAAGGCUUCCAGUACGAUCCUCCCCGAAUGCCCCCACGAUUCCAGCAAGAGGAGAGAGAUUAUCACUUUGAGGCUGAACACGAGGCACACAGGAGGGACUACCAGCCUUUCAGGCAGAUUCAGACAGAUAAACACAUUCCACACCAAUCGGAUAAUGCAGAAGAAUGGGGGCGAGCGGGGGGGAUGAGCACAUCCCAUCAGGAGGAAUACGGCACAGGGCGACGAGGUGAAGAUGAGAAAUACUCCAGAGGUGUUGGCCAAACAAGGGGUUUCUGUCCCCAGCAGCAGUCUGGAGCGAGGGAUGAAGCUGGAGAGAGUGCGUACCCAGCAGGGGCGGAGUCCGGACCAGAGGAGGCAGAGCUUCGGGAUCAGGACUACAGAGCUGAGGGAGAACAGGGCCAGAGACCCAGCAACAUCAUCAUGCUCAGGAUGCUGCCUCCAAAUGCCACCGUCAAUGAGAUUCGGGCCCAGCUGCAGCAGCAGGGAGUCCAGCCACGAGAAGUGCGUCUCAUGAGGAAUAAAUCUUCAGGUCAGAGCCGAGGAUUCGCCUUCGUCGAGUUUAAUGACUUACAGGAGGCCAGCCGCUGGAUGGAGAGCAACCAGAGAGUGCUCACUAUCCUGGGACAGAGGGUGUCCAUGCACUACAGCGACCCCAAACCCCGCGCCAACGAGGACUGGCUCUGUAACAAGUGUGGAGUGCAGAACUUCAAGCGGAGGGAGAAAUGUUUCAAAUGUGGAGUUCCAAAAUCAGAGGCUGAGCUCAGACUGCCCCUGGUACAGAAGGAGUUGCCCCUGGGGCAGUUAAAAGACUCCUCACAGGGUCUACUGCCCCUCCCCACCAUCUAUCAGACCACUGCUCCCCUCAUCAGCGUCACCAACACAUCACAGACUAACGAGGUGGCCAACGACACUCUGAUCCUGAGGAAUCUGGGUCCUCACACCAGUCUGGAGGCGAUCCUGUCGGCUCUCGCUCCGUUCGCCACUCUGUCUCCCUCCAACAUCCGGCUCAUUAAAGACAAACAGACGCAACUCAACCGCGGCUUCGCCUUCCUACAGCUCACCACCAUCGUGGAGGCGUCUCAGCUGCUGCAGAUUCUACAGGCUCUGCAGCCUCCUCUCUCCAUCGAUGGGAAGAUCAUAUCUGUGGAAUUCGCCAAGGGCUCCAAACGUGAUGUGUUUCUGACUGAUGGCAGUCGUGUUAGUGCUGCUACAGUGGCCAGUACAGCGAUUGCUGCAGCUCAGUGGGCCGUAUCUCAGACAGCCCAGCAGCUCUCUGCAGGAGCCCCGGGAGGCGAUACGAGUGCGUACCAGCAGGGGGCAGCAGCUUUGUUUGUGCAGGAGGGUCCAGAUGUGGGCAGCCCUGAGGGCUUUAAAGGGCCUGGCGCUGUGAGAACGGACUUGACCUCAUCCGCCCCGGGGAUAAUGGGGGCCUAUGAGGGAGGGGGCGGGGCUACAGCUGCAGUGGUCCCAACAGUGACUGAAGAUGGCGGGGUCACUUCUUCAGCUGCUCUCGCCCAGACACCCUCGCAAACUGUCACCACGACACAGCCCAGCCAGGCUACAGUAACUCCGCAGGUUGAAAUUGUUGGAAAACCACAGCCAGCCACACCAGGAACAGCGUUUGAGCGACAGCAGUAUCCUGAUCCUGAUGUUUCUACAUAUCAGUAUGAUGAAAGCUCAGGUUAUUACUAUGACCCUCUCACUGGCCUCUACUAUGACCCCAACUCACAGUAUUUUUAUAACCCCCACACUCAGCAAUAUAUGUACUGGGAUGGAGAAAAGCACAUGUACAUCCCGGCUUCCACACAGGCCUUGACUGACGCUGCCAUGGCAACAAGCUCUGACCCCUCAGCUCUGGGCAGCAAGGACAAGAAGGACAAACCCAAAACCAAAACAGCCCAGCAGAUAGCGAAAGACAUGGAGCGCUGGGCUAAAAGCCUGAACCGGCAGAAGGAGAACGUGCGCUCCUCCUCCGCUUCCACAAACGCACGACGGCCCGAGGACCGGCGAGAAUCGGCCAGCGCUGACGCCGGAUACGCCAUCCUGGAGAAAAAGGGGGCCUUGUCAGAACGACCACAAAUUCUGAUUGACCAGAUAAAGCAUCCUGAGGAGAGAGAGAGGAGUCCUCCUCAGAGUUUGGUAGCAGCGUACAGAGGAGAGACGGACAGCGAGGAGGAGGGAGCGGAAAGGGAGGAGAAACUGACCGACUGGACUAAACUGGCCUGUUUACUGUGCAGGAGACAGUUUCCCAGCAAAGAAGCUUUACUGAGACACCAGCAGCUCUCUGAGCUCCAUAAGCAAAACCUGGAGCAGAGGAGGGCUCGGCAGGAGGCUGCAGAGGGGGAGAUGAGGUUCGGCGGCCGUGCUGCGGUCAGGAGGGAGGCGGCCACUCUGCCGGAACAGCCGGACGCCAGAAAGAGGAAAUACAGCCCCGUGUAACAGCCGACAUCAGCCAUUACUCUGUUUUUACAUUUUCUAGGCUGAAUUUAAUCAUCACAGCCUUUGAGUAUCUGAAUCCUCUCCUCUCUCUGCCUGGUGUGUGUCUUGGUGGAUAAAAAAGUAGCUCUGGAUGUUUGAGUGGUCUAAGAGAGGAGCUCAUCAUCUCCUCAUGCACUGGUGGCCUAAUGAUACACACACACACACAGCAGGAGAAAAGUCUGGAAGCAACAGAACAUUUACAAUAGUGAACAAGAACAUGUGAGAUUUACAACAGAUAACAGGCAGGUAGUUGUGCUUAUUAAAGGAAUAUUCAAGUUACACUCUUAAAGGACAGUUAUGCUUUAAAACUAACAUUGAAAGGAUGUUUAGAUUUGAUCGAUAUUCCAAACUGAUACUUAUUGAACUCCAGAAGAGACAAACGCUUUGGGUCACUGCACUAAAAUAUCCACAUUUUAUUCAUUUUAUUGCAUUUACAAUCCCACAUUCUUAAUUAUUGCUGGAAUUUCACAAUAUUUAGCUCAGUGUUAAUCUCAGUAAUUUAACACUAAUUUUUCACAGUGAAAUAUUGUAUUUAUCAUUUCACCAUGAAAUCAACUUAACAUAUUUUCUGUAAGCACAAUUUUUUUUGAUGCUUUGGUGUGUUAUUUUUUAUUUAGUUUAAUGUUUAAAUGCUAGGACCCUGAGGUGUUGACGAUAAUUUUGUCUAUUAUUAUUAUUGUCAGAGUUUUGUCAUGUUUGUGCAAAUUACAAGCACAGAUAAAAUGUUUAUGUAAAAUGUUUGUUUUCUGUUAAUAUGCAGAGUAAAACAUGGUGAAUAAUAAAAAACAAACACAUUUACAGGUCUGAUAAAAGUAAAAGAAUUUUUAAUAUGUAAAUUUACAGUAAAUAAUUGGCUACUAGCUGCAUUAUUUUCACAGUAAUUUAUUGAGCCUUAUUAACAGUAAAUAACAGUAAAAUAUGAGCUGAAUACUGUGAUUCCAGACUCACCUGCACCACAGCAUUACUGUGUUGUAGCUGUUAUUCUGUACACACAGUAAUAAGCUGAAAUUAAAAUACAAUAAUCCUCUGUGUUUUUACCUAACAACUGUAAAAGUAAUGCAGGUCUGUAGAGUGUGUUACUGUAAAUUUACACACAAUGAACAUAUUUAUUGACCAUGUUUUGCACUGUGAAGGCACAGAAUAUCUCUUAUAAAAGAUUUUAAAUGCAAGUACACAUUUCACAGACUGUUCCAGGCAAAAAACAACAAAUCCUGAUUUGUUAGAAUAAAAACAUUUGAAAUGUUUUAUUACAAUGUUAACACUUUUAAUUGCUAUAAUAUCUUUUGAUGCUGUGUGAUGCAGCUCAGUGUAAAUCUCAGUAAUUUGGUGUGUUACAGAAAAUAUGUUGAUUUCACUAAAGAUGUUGAAUUCCUGGCAUUAAUUAACUUUAAAUAGGUGGCAAACAUGAAAAGUCUUGUUAAUGUUUAAAGAAACUCUGCAUAAUUUAAAGGUUUUGAGAAGAAUUAAAGGGCCCCUAACUUUGAAAAUUGAAUUUUCCUUACUGCUUUGAUAUGAAAUAGUUUAAUCAGGUAUCUAAAUAUUGUUAAAAUGUCAAAACAUUUUGACUUUUCAGUUCAUGCAGUCCAUGUAUGGAAACUCAAUCAGCUAAUUUACAUAUAUUAAUGCAGCAAUUUAGCUCCGCCCACGCACGCUUAAGUUAUAAGGAGUGUUUCAGCCGGGACUAUUAUUUGAAUGAGGACAGCCAGUCAGCACAGAGCUCAUUUCCAUAUGCUACUCUUAAAGGCACAGUAACAAAAACAGCCUGUUUAACUGUAAAGGAUAAAGAGAGGUUCGAAAAUGGUUGUGUAGAAAUGAAUUAGAACUGUUUUUGGUACAUAAAACCAGACUAACAUUAUAAAUGAACCUCAGGGGGAAAAAGAUAAAAUACAAGAACCUUUUGGUUUAGUUUAGAAACCUUCAUGUUUAAGAAUAUAAACUCUGUCUGCUCAGCUUCAGCAUCUGCUGCUUGACUUCUACUGUCGUUAUAAGUUCUUUUCUAAAUUCAGGGAAACUGUUGUCUGUGCUAAUCUGUUGUAUGCAGAAAAAAACGCUUUAGUGAACUUGAAGGUAAUAAGCAGACAUAACUGACCUAUCUAAGCUCCGCCCACAAAAAUUCAACAGACUGUUUUGUAGCUAAUUGAUGCUGGGCAUGUUAGAAGACAACUAUAAAAAAAAACCUGAUCAAAUCAUGCAUAUCAUUUUAAAUUAAAUGACAGUCUAAAUUUCUGCAUAAUUGAGUGUUUGAGAUGUAGAGUGAUUCAGAGUGCUUUGGUGUGAAAUGGUUCAGAUUUCUUUAAAGUGGUGGUGAUAGGAAUCGGGUCACCAUGACAACAACACAAAUAUAGACAUUUUAUUUACUAUCCAAAACCACCAGUGAACCUACACGUGUCUUCUGAGUUUUAUAUGGAAUGUUGAUGAUAGGAAAAUAGUGGAAAAUCUGAAAUAAUAAGUUUUCUUUUGGGCAUCUGUUUUGUCUCGCAGCACCCUGCAUAUUGUGUAUCCCUCCACCAUGAAUGGAGUUUAAGGCCAAAAUGUUCUCAAAACUAUCAUAAAACAAUGUCCCAGACUUCAGGCAGUGUAUUUAUAACCAUUUCAUGUAAUAACUUUCUGUGAGGGAGCUUUUAGAGGUGGACGUCCGGUUCCUAUCACCACCACUGUAAACAAUUUUGACUCGGUACGUUUCUCUAGAACAGAGCGUUUCACGCCAAACCACUCUGAAUGACUGUUUGCAUCUUCACCACUGAAUUACACAGAGAAUUAGAAAAAUCGGUAUAAUUCCCCUUUAAUAAGUCACUCUAAUGUAGGUAUUUGGAUAUAAAGUCGUGUUCUAUCGUUUCUUAUUAAGUUUAAUAAUGUGGGCGGAGCUUGGAGGCUUAGUUUGUAAAAUUGCUUGCUUCCGUACUUUUGGCCUACAGUGUACAUACACAUACACAGACUGUUUCUAUUUUAAUUAAAUUCACUAUCACCAUGGCAUGGUGUUUUAAUGAUGUCAGCCUUUACAUUGAUGUUUAAAAUAUAUAUCUAUUUGAUGACGAGGGGGUCUGAACAGCCCCUUCCUGAACAUGCUUACUGUGUGAAUAUUUUAGUUCAUUUAACUUCCACAUUGACUGGCGUACGGUACAAUCAGUGUGCUGAUGAACAGCCUGUGUGGAUGCACUAAUCUUCUAUGCAUUUUAUUGUGAACUUUACCUUUGAUUUUGUCUAUGCAGCAGGUAACAGACAUCCAAAGUGAAUGUGAAGAAGUGGAAAAAUCCAGUCAUUUCAGUGGCGAUUGUCCAGUGUUUUGGUGAAAAUGCAGAGACUUUUCAUUUACGUGUUGUAUGUAAGACUUUAAUUGUAGUAUAUGAACUGCUUUGUGAGAGAUUAUAUUCGAGUAUAAUUCUCAUUCAUUCUCACGCCGUUACCGAAGGCACAGUAUGUCAAAGAAAAUUCACUUUUGUAUAAUUUGUCACAAAAUAUGUGAAAAUAAUUGUUAUGGAUUGUUUUAUUUUCUGUAAAAAUGAUCACAGACAUUGUAAACCAGUUUUUAAGAGGAGAGAGCAAAUGAUAUGGAUGGAUAAUUCUAGAAAUUAAAUCACUACAUGUGUGUCCUGUUCUGUUUUC